Messenger RNA from Blepharisma stoltei, 429 nucleotides. Lineage: Eukaryota; Ciliophora; Heterotrichea; Heterotrichida; Blepharismidae. The record is from the annotation of a GenBank genome assembly.
AUGGAUUUAAACUUUAUUUUGGAAAACGACACUCAGCAGCUGGCGAGGCUAGAAGAACUUGGAUAUGACCUAGAUUCGUUAUUUAUCGUCGUAAAAGACAUUUUUUCCAUUUUCGAUGAAAUUGGCUUAGGCUCUAAAGAUACAGCAGAAAUUCUGAUGAGGCUAAAAAAUAUUCAUGAUAUUGCAACCCAUGGGAAGCCUUUACCUCCAAAUAUUGUUAUGUAUGAAAAUAGCAAACAAGCUCCAACUAGACUAGGAUUGACCAAUGAAGGAAACGGAAAAACGAUUUUAUUUAAGCUUGUGCAAGGGCAGAAUAGGCUUGAGAAAAACAACAUGCUUUAUAAAUGUGAAGAAUGUGAUGAUGAUAACCAAAUGAGAAGAGUUGACACUAGAAGACAUGUAGAAGAAGUCCAUAAUAAUUUACUAUAA